AUGGUGCUCAAUAUCUGGUUUUCUGUAUGCGCCAUGGCUGGCGCCGUAACAGGAAUCGGUAAAAGGCCUGCUGAACUGGCUAGAUCGGCUGAGAUCGAGGCACCUCUUUUGGCAGCCUAUGUCUGGGUGGCGACCAUCGCGAGGAUCUCGAUCGCAUUGACUACCCUCCGAAUAACCAGUCGACGUCGUGAUUCGGCGGUCAUGUACACUGUGAUUACUCUAGCUGGGCUGAUUGGGGCUGCCUUCUGGCUUGUUCUUACCCUGCAAUGUCAACCGAUCCGAAAAUUCUGGCAUCCUAGCGAACCCGGCGGCUGCCUACAAAUCAGGACCUUCACGUGCAUCGAGGGACGAAACUGGCAGCAAUGGCCAUUCUUAGCAUGGGAUGCCUGUGCGGCCGUUAUAGCCCGCAUCCCCUAUAUCCAUGAGAUGCCUGGAACCAAAGGAGCCGGCUUUCUGUAUGCGACAAGCAGUAUUGCUUUGACCUCCAUUCUCGAGGUUGGGCUAGGAAUCACUGCUGGUAGUUUGAUCACUCUACGGCCGCUACUGCGCUGGUUCCGUAAUCGCAUUCAUGGAGUCUUUCAGAGAAGGAGUCCAGGACUUGAAAGCGGUCUAAAUGAGUUUCAAUCCAACGACCAGGCUACAGUCGCCACAGUCUGCACUGUGUAA
This is a messenger RNA of Penicillium brasilianum, 666 nucleotides long. The record is from the annotation of a GenBank genome assembly. Lineage: Eukaryota; Fungi; Ascomycota; Eurotiomycetes; Eurotiales; Aspergillaceae.